Messenger RNA from Fragaria vesca subsp. vesca, 2106 nucleotides. RefSeq names its product pentatricopeptide repeat-containing protein At5g66520-like. The transcript is spliced from 2 exons. Gene Ontology annotation, molecular function: protein binding; RNA binding. Gene Ontology annotation, biological process: RNA modification. The record is from RefSeq and is a predicted model, not a curated record. The coding region runs from base 1 to 1575 and encodes 524 amino acids. Lineage: Eukaryota; Viridiplantae; Streptophyta; Magnoliopsida; Rosales; Rosaceae.
AUGAAUCGAGCUAGUAAGAGAGCACUAUCACUCCUCGACCAAUGCCUCACAAUGGCGCACAUCAAGCAAGUCCAAUCCCACCUCGCAGUCUCCGGCACCCUCUUCGACCCUUACGCAGCCGCCAAGGUCAUCUCCUUCUGCGCCCUCUCCCACAAUCCUCACCACCUCCGCCACGCAUAUCACCUCUUCCGCUUCAUGCCUACUCGAACCACCUAUAUUUGGAACCUCAUGAUCAGAACCUUCACCGACUCAAAUGACCCCACACAAGCCUUGUCUCUCUACACCAACAUGCUCCGAACCGGCUCCUCUCCUGAUAACUACACCUUCUCUUUCGCCCUCCGUGCCUCCGCUGCUCUCUCUUCCCUUUAUUUCGGUGUAAUGAUUCAUACCCAUGCGAUUCGGCUGGGUUGGGAGUCUUACGAUUUUGUGCAGAAUGGGCUUGUACAUCUGUACGUGACGUGUGAGUCUAUGGAUUCAGCUCGCAAGCUCUUUGAUAUGUGCUUUUGUAAAGAUGUUGUUACAUGGACGGCUUUGGUUAACGGGUACGUGAAAUGUGGGCAGAUUGUGACUGCACGCCACCUGUUCGAUGAAAUGCCUGAGAAGAAUGCGGUUUCGUGGAGCACGAUGAUUAAUGGUUUUGUGCAUUUGGGGAUGUUUAGAGAGGCUUUGGAGGUUUUUGCUGAUAUGCAGGCUGCUGGGGUUUCUCCUAACCGUGCUGGGAUUGUCGGCGCGCUCACUGCUUGCGGUUAUGUUGGCGCGUUAGACCAGGGGAGGUGGAUACAUGCGUAUGUUAAGAGGAAGGGGAUGAGAUUGGAUGUGGUGUUGGGGACUGCGGUUGUGGAUAUGUAUGCAAAGUGUGGUUGUGUUGAGACUAGCUGUGCUGUGUUUGAUGAGAUGCGGGAGAGGGAUGUGUUUGCGUUUACUUCUUUGAUUUCGGGGUUUGCUAAUAAUGGUGAGUGUGUCAAUGCUGUUUCGUUGUUUAAGAGAAUGGAGGAUGAGGGAGUUGCGCCGAAUGAGGUUACGUUUGUGUGUGUAUUGAGUGCUUGCAGUCGAGUGGGGAUGGUGGACGAGGGAUUGAAAGUCUUCAGAAGUAUGAAGAGUAGGUUUGGGGUAGAGCCAGGGGUGCAGCAUUAUGGUUGUUUGGUAGAUUUACUGGGGAGAGCUGGGAUGCUAGAGGAGGCAAAGAAGGUUGUCACGAAGAUGCCAAUGGGACCAGACUCGUACGUCUUGGGUGCAUUGCUCAAUGCAUGUAGAGUUCAUGGAGAUCUUGAUUUGGGGAAAGAAAUGGUGGAGCGUUUCACUGGGCAAAGACUAGACCACAGCGGUGUGCAUGUUCUUCUUUCAAAUAUCUAUGCCUCUGAAAACCAGUGGGACGAUGUCACACUCUUAAGGAAGGGAAUGGAGGAAAAAAGGGUGAGAAAGGUCCCGGGGUGUAGCUUAAUUGAAGUCAAUGGCGAGGUUUAUGAAUGUACUGCUGGAGACAGGUCACAUAUGCUCAUGCAGGAAAUCAUGUUAUUGUCAUUUGCGACUCUGAAGCACUUAAAGUCCUUUUGGUUUGAUGGUGAUGACAAAUAAACUGAAGUUGUAGCUGAGGCUCAGUUUAUACACAAAUUCUAUUGAGAAAACCUUCAUUUGUUGUUGAACUGUCUGUACCUUUCUUCCCAAGUCUUCUUCAUUCCUAUAGUGUUUUGUUAAUCGCAGUAUCAUGACAAGUGAUCCUUGCAUUGUUACAACUACGUCUGCCUCUUUAGACCACUCCAUGGGGAGCUCAGCUACCAAGUUGAUAACCAUGAGGUUGAAUAUCUUCGACUUUGUUAUCACUUCUUCUGACUUAAGAUAUAGUUGUUAGGGAAAACUCUUUUUGCAGAACUAUUUCAUCUGAAGAAAAGAGAAGCCUUAGAUAAUCAAUUGUAUUCAUAGUGGAAAUGCAGUUGGUUGAUGACCUUCUUCCUUGUGCCGGAGUUGGAGCUCUCUUAACAAGUGGCUCAGGCAAUGAAUAAACUCAAGUAAUCCUUUCACUCUCUUCAUUUUUCCAAUAUUACCGGACUUUAUAAUUGCUAUGUUGUCGCACUAUCAAAUUUGAACCUUCUAUGAGUUGAGACUGGU